AUGAUGGAGGUACCGCAACAACAACAACAUGCGAAUGACUUCAUCGUUUAUUUGGAUGAUAUUGAUGGAAUACAAUAUAAGAGACGUGCACCAAAGAUUGUAAAGCAUUACCUAUUGGGUGAGGUACUGGGCGAAGGUGCUUAUGGAAAGGUCAAGGAUGGAAUGGAUACAUUCACACAGAAGCGAGUGGCCGUAAAGAUAUUAAAGAGAGCUCGUUUGAAGAAGGUUAUGGGCGGUGAGGCAUCAGUACUCAAGGAGAUCAACAUCACACAGAAGCUGCACAACAAGCAUAUCAUCAAGCUUAUAGAUCACUUCACUAUCGAGGAGAAGGGAAAGAUGUACAUUGUCUACGAGUAUAUUGGCGGAGGCACUCUACAAGGUCUACUCGAAGCAUCCCCAACACAUCGUCUUCCAAUGGCCCAAGCACAAAGGAUAUUCAAUCAACUUCUCGAGGCCGUAGAGUAUAUACAUUCACAAAAGAUACUGCAUAGAGAUAUUAAGCCAGAUAACAUACUAUUCACUAAUGAGGGACUACUAAAGUUGACAGACUUUGGCGUUUCAGAGGAUAGCUCGCUGUUGGGUAACGACCUAGAGUGUCUAUCCAGAAGCUAUGGCUCACCAGCCUUCCAACCUCCCGAGCUGGCAUCAUAUCAUCGUAGUCUAUCACCAUUCAAGAUUGAUAUAUGGGCAAUGGGUGUCACAUUAUAUCUGAUGACUAUUGGAAAGUUCCCAUUCUCGGGAUCAAACAUGUAUAUACUAUUCGAGAAUAUAUCAAGAUGCAAUGUCGCAUUCCCAGACGAUAUCGACACUGAUCUGUGUAAUCUAAUCCGCGGAAUCCUACAGGUUGAUCAUAACCUUCGCUUUACUCUAACUCAAAUCAAGAAUCAUCCAUGGUGUACAAAGACAUUCUCUACUAUGGAGCCAUUCAUUCCUCUGCCACAAGAGACAAAGUUCGACCCACUCGAGAUGGCUUAUGGCAACAACGAACAACACGACAAUGAUAACUACGACGACGACGAUUUGAUAUUUGGCUACGAACAAGAUACUUUCCAACUGCCAGUGUCUCAGCAACACUUUGGCGAUCCUAUUCUCAUACCUACAAUGCCACCUCCAACCAUUGACCUUCAUUUGGGAGACUCCACCUGCGACCUGACUGACUCUAGCGAGUUCCUUGCCUCGUCCGACCAUCACUCACAUGUUCUCGAAGAAGCGAUUGAGCAAUGCAUUCAUCAACAAGUGUCUGCAGAGUCUCCUGUAAAUAAUAAUAUCUCCCAACAACAACAGCAACAACAGCAACAACAACAACAACAGGGUGGUGAUAGUGAACAUCAGUCAGACAGUUCAAUCUCCACGCCUGGCAGUGAGUCUCCAAAGCCACCACUGAGGAACUCGAGCAAUAGCCGGCCAAAGAUCACCUUUGAAUCCACAAACAAGAAGGGUUCGAAAUGUACAAUACAGUAG
Molecule: messenger RNA, 1461 nt
Organism: Acytostelium subglobosum LB1
Lineage: Eukaryota; Evosea; Eumycetozoa; Acytosteliales; Acytosteliaceae
Exons: 4
Coding region: 1-1461 (486 amino acids)
Biological process (GO): intracellular signal transduction; protein phosphorylation
Cellular component (GO): cytoplasm
Molecular function (GO): ATP binding; protein serine/threonine kinase activity
Source: RefSeq, a predicted model, not a curated record